Messenger RNA from Ipomoea nil (Japanese morning glory), 1076 nucleotides. Its product is annotated as NADPH-dependent pterin aldehyde reductase. Gene Ontology annotation, molecular function: oxidoreductase activity, acting on the CH-OH group of donors, NAD or NADP as acceptor. Lineage: Eukaryota; Viridiplantae; Streptophyta; Magnoliopsida; Solanales; Convolvulaceae. The record is from RefSeq and is a predicted model, not a curated record. Gene Ontology annotation, cellular component: cytosol. Gene Ontology annotation, biological process: folic acid-containing compound metabolic process. The transcript has 5 exons. The coding region runs from base 28 to 798 and encodes 256 amino acids.
AACUGUAGUUCACAGUUGAGACUGAAGAUGACAACACUUUCAACGCCGACGACGGUGAAUUUAGAAGAAUUGUCAAUGUCGGCGCCCGGAGCUCACAAAACGGUGCUGAUAACCGGCGUGAGCCGGGGGCUGGGCAAAGCUCUAGCCCUAGAAUUGGCGAAGAGAGGUCACACCAUAAUCGGCUGCUCUCGUUCCCAGGAUAAGCUCAAUUCUCUUCAUGCCGAGCUCGCAUCCGCCUCCAGUUCCACAUCUUCUUCCCAAAACAAACACCUCAUCAUGAAAGUUGAUGUGAGGUCAAAUAGCAGUGUUGAAGAAUUGGCACAUGCUGUUAUGGAGAAUAAGAGCAUUCCUGAUAUUGUAGUUAACAAUGCAGGAACCAUUAAUAGGAACAACAGGCUCUGGGAGGUCCCAGCAGAGGACUUUGAUAAUGUUAUUGAUACAAAUGUGAAAGGAGUAGCAAAUGUGCUGCGCCACUUCAUUCCACUUAUGAUUGACAAGAAGCAAGGAAUUAUUGUUAAUUUGUCUUCAGGAUGGGGAAGAUCAGCAGCUGCACAGGUAGCACCAUAUUGUGCUUCCAAGUGGGCUAUAGAGGGUCUGACAAAAUCAAUAGCUAAGGAGAUACCAACUGGAAUUGCAGUUGUUGCUCUUAGCCCUGGUGUUAUUAACACUGAGAUGCUUCAAUCAUGCUUUGGCAGUUCAGCUUCACUCUACCAGGCACCAGAGUCUUGGGCUCCAAAAGCAGCUACAAUGAUACUUAAUCUUACGGUGGCUGACAAUGGUUUAUCUCUUACGGUGUGAAACAUGCACCACCAAAGCAACAUGAUAGCAUUAGUUUGUGCAGAUGCCAUUUUAACCAGAUUUGUCUAAUCUAGCAGUUUAGGAUUUUUCAGAAUUACUUUAAUCUUGUAUGAGCCAGUCAAAGCACCUGAAGGUGAUGAUAUUACUAGGCAAUGAAGAGGAAAUGUUGAAAAUUAAGAGGAUACAUGAUGUAUUAUCUCACAUUGGAUUCAUUGUUGGAUCUCAUAAGCUCAUGAAAUUUACUAUUUGCCUCUUUGGCUGUUUGGUCUACAGAAAAA